Molecule: messenger RNA, 414 nt
Organism: Clonostachys rhizophaga
Lineage: Eukaryota; Fungi; Ascomycota; Sordariomycetes; Hypocreales; Bionectriaceae
Source: the annotation of a GenBank genome assembly
AUGGAUACUGGAUUUCAUAUCCCGGUUUCAUUCGAGAGCUUAGAUGCCCAGUACUUAACAUUUGGAUAUACGAGGAUAGGGGACACUUUGACACCCAUUUUCCCUGUCGGAUUUCGCAGCGCUCUUGUCCCGAUGUGGGCAACUGUGCCAGCCAUCUUCGCAGUUGAGCGUUACGAGGCGGAGAAGAAGAAGGAGAAGAAGAAGAAGGAGGAGGAGAGGGAGUUGGAGGAGAGGGAGUUGGAGGAGAGGGAGGCGGAGGUGGAAAGGAGAGAGGAGAGGGCGGAGAGGGGGAGGGGGGAGCUGCAGGUGUGGCAGCGGGAGGUUUGGGAGUGGGAGCAGGAGGUGGAGGGGGACAAGAAGGAGGUGUGGCAGCGAGAGAGGGCGGCGCGGCGCCGCGAGAGGGACUGUCUUUAG